Molecule: messenger RNA, 2746 nt
Organism: Hemicordylus capensis (graceful crag lizard)
Lineage: Eukaryota; Metazoa; Chordata; Lepidosauria; Squamata; Cordylidae
Gene: CLMP
Product: CXADR like membrane protein
Exons: 7
Coding region: 323-1444 (373 amino acids)
Cellular component (GO): membrane; cytoplasmic microtubule; cell surface
Source: RefSeq, a predicted model, not a curated record
UUUCCAGACAUGCAAAAUUACUCCGUGCAGCCAUAGAUGUGUGUCUCAGCUGCAUUGCUUCUGCCUUUCCUCUUCCAGAUGCUGACAGGCUCUGAACCAGUGGACAGAGAGAAACAGCUCCUCUCAUAUCUGCAUGGAAAUUGGACAGGGGAUAAAUAGCAGAAGGAAAGAAAGAGCGAAGUUGGUUAUUUUUCUGGCACAUGGAUGUAGUUACGCGGAGCACAUUCCAGAGGCGUUACUUUGAAUUCUGAGCAGGUCUGCUUGCCAUUCCUGAGUGGAAAGAGGGGGGAAAGGGAAGAAAAGUCUCUCGCAAAGAGACGGAAUGUCUGCACUUUCCAUCCUGUUUCUAGCAUCCUGUUCCACUUGGAUGUCACAAGCUCAGACAGAAUUUAAGAGGGUGGCUGAAGCAAACGUUACUCUGCCCUGUCACCACCGACUGCACCUUCUGGAUCCCCAAAGCCUGGAUGUAGAAUGGCUACUACAGUACUCCGAAGCCAGCCCACAACCGGUGAUCACUUACACAGGAGGCAACACCUACAAUGAUUUGAAUACAGAACAAAAGGGUCGUGUUUCAUUUGCCAGUGAUGUCCUGACUGGAGAUGCCUCAUUGAAGAUUUCUCUCCUGCAACUAAGUGAUGCUGGGCUUUACACAUGUAAAGUUAAAAAUGCUGGACAAUAUGAGUGGACCCGUAUCACCCUGAAGGUCCUGGAGAAACCUUCUAAACCCAAAUGCUGGAAAGAAGGAGAGAUGUCUGAAGGAAGAGAAAUCAAUUUACAAUGCUAUUCUGCCUCUGGCACAGCUCCCAUCAUGUACAAAUGGCAGCGUAUAGAUGAGGAAGGAAAAGCUGGGUCCCUGCCACCCAUGGCACAUAUCAACUUUUCCAAUCCUGCACAAGUUCUGAUGAAGAAUCUCACACGGAUGGCUACAGGGUUAUACCAGUGUACAGUCUCCAAUGAAGCAGGACAUGACAGUUGCAUAGUAGAAAUGACUGUGCAGUAUGCACAAAAUCUUGGCAUAGUUGCUGGAGUUGCCUGUGGAGUGAUGGGAGGGCUCUCCCUAGUUUUUCUGACUGUGUGGCUGGCUAUCAGAAGGAAAGAGAAAAAGAAAUACGAAGAAGAGGAGUCACCCAAUGAAAUCCGAGAAGACGCAGAGGCACCAAAAGCCCGACUAGUCAAGCCUGGCUCUUCCUCCUCUGGCUCCAGAAGUUCACACUCUGGUUCAUCCUCCACUAGAUCUACAGCAAACAGUGCCUCUCGGAGCCAACAGACAUUGUCAACAGAAGCUACUCCUCACAUCACUCCAACACAACACAGUCAGGUGGUGAUGGAUGGCAGAAAUGGCAGAGAAACUGAGCCACAGAAAAUUAACCAUACCAAUUUGGUGAAAACAGAAGCCACACCAACCAUGGUGCCUGCUCAGAGUCGGGCUUUCCAGACAGUUUGACUGCUUCUCAACUGUUUAGGCUCCAGCUAUGUCCAGAACUCACACACACCACCAGCCAUGUAUUAUUAGAUUAGAUUGCUCAUCUUCCGUUCCAAGGCAACUUCCCCCCUGCACUCACUCACUGUACAACAAAAACCCUCACUCAAUAUUUCUGCAUAUUUCUGUUCUGAGGUACUGCUAUAGAAUUGAAAAGGGAAUUUUUAAUUUUUGCUUUUUUGUUCUUAAGGGAAGAAAAAGGAAUGCUGGUUGUUUUUAAAAAGUUGCAGAUGUAACAUGCUGGGGUCUGUAACCAACUUUUAAUUUUUUUUUUAAAGGGACACAAGAAGCAUUAUAUUCCAAUAGAAUUUCAAAGGAUAAAAUUAUAUUGUACAUUUCUUUGUAAAAUAUAUACAUGAACUAUUAUUUCUCCACUGUGGUACCAGCUUCUCUGAGGAAGUUAUUCUGAUUAACUUCAAAAGAAAUUAAUAGCUGCUUUGCAUGUAGCCUUCUGCUGAAUUACACAUAGUAGGAAGCUACACCAGCAAAACAGAAGGUAGUAACUUGAAAAAACACUGAAAAGCAGCACUGAACUCUGAAUUGCUCUGUUCAUUGGAGUGACUUUCUUUGAACAUGGAAAUGUAUUAAUUGAAGAAGGGACAUAUGCCUAAAAGAGUAUACACAUUAGUCCAUUGUGACGAAGUCCAAAUUCUGUUCUUAUUUCACACCUGCACAAAUAGAAGCAAUUCCACUGAUGUCAAGGGAGUUCCAUCCUAAUGGAUAACUAGAAUAUGAUAUCAAAACCAAAAUCCCAAAUUCCCUUUGCAAAAUUUUUUUAAAGGUAUUUCAAAGAGUUAAAAGAAGUCAAAGCCACUGAUUGACUACAAGUCUCUGGAGGAAGAUACAGAAUGUACUUACUUCCUUUAUUUAUGCUGAAAAUUGUGACAUCCAUUCACAAAAUCCAAGUUGUUUCCACCAAUUUCUUAACUAGAAAACUCUUUAAAUUGUGUUAGUCUAUGUUUAUUAAUCCAAAUACAGAAAUAUGUUAAGGUGAAUUUCACACAUAUUAAAAAGGGAUAAAAUGACCUUUAUUUUAAAAGGUGGAGAUUAUUUAAAGACACCAAGUUUGUUUCACCUUCAACGGGAACGUAAAUGCAAUGACUUUUGAAGUCAACAUGGUACUAAAAGCUAUUUUAGAGGGAAAACUACAUUCAUUUUAUGAGAAACCAAACUUUGUAAAAUACUAUAUUUAAAAUAUUUACUGUUAUCCUGUAUACCAAUUACUAUUUAGCGUGGUUGCAUAAAACUUUAGUUUUAUUUUUUCAA